Molecule: messenger RNA, 6525 nt
Organism: Psammomys obesus (fat sand rat)
Lineage: Eukaryota; Metazoa; Chordata; Mammalia; Rodentia; Muridae
Gene: Asph
Product: aspartate beta-hydroxylase
Exons: 26
Coding region: 375-2828 (817 amino acids)
Biological process (GO): peptidyl-aspartic acid hydroxylation
Cellular component (GO): membrane; endoplasmic reticulum
Molecular function (GO): protein binding; peptidyl-aspartic acid 3-dioxygenase activity
Source: RefSeq, a predicted model, not a curated record
UGGGGUUUGCAGCCGCUGCGCAGCGCCAGACCUGCUCCGGCCGGCGGGGGGCAGGGGAGCGCAGCCGGCCCCGCCCCCAGCCGGCGGUCCUCAGGAUUGGCCUGUGUGGCCGUCCUUCAGAGCUGGUGGGCGGGCCGAGGCUGGCGUGGGCGGGGCCGAGACUGUGGCUGCAGAACGCUCUGAGCAGCGCAGGGAGUCACACACUGGCUGGGCGCACGCGAGGCUGAACCCGCCGCCGCACGUUGCUGCAAAGUCCUCCGAGGAGCGGCGAGCGCGGUGGAGGCUGAGGCGCCGCUGCAGGAGUCGCCGAUCGCCGUGUCCCCCAGCACACCCAGCGAGGCCCCGGUUCUCUGCAGUCCCCAGAGCGGCUCGCGAUGCCCCCGCGCAAGAACGCCAAGGGCGGCGGCGGCGGCCACAGCAGCAGCAGCAGCGGCAGCGGCUCCGGCAGCGGUAGCCCGAGCACGGGCAGCAGCGGCAGCAGCAGUAGCCCGGGGACGCGGAGAGAGGCAAAGCAUGGAGGACACAAGAAUGGGAAGAGAGGAGGAAUUUCAGGAGGCUCCUUUUUCACGUGGUUCAUGGUCAUCGCAUUGCUGGGUGUCUGGACGUCUGUGGCCGUCGUGUGGUUUGACCUUGUUGAUUAUGAGGAAGUUCUAGCCAAAGCAAAGGACUUCCGUUAUAACUUAUCAGAGGUACUUCAAGGGAAACUAGGAGUCUAUGAUGCGGAUGGAGAUGGAGACUUUGACGUGGAUGAUGCCAAAGUUCUAUUAGGCCUGACCAAAGAUGGCAGUAAUGAAAAUAUUGAUUCUCUUGAGGAAGUCCUUAAUAUUUUAGCGGAGGAGAGUUCAGAUUGGUUUUAUGGUUUCCUCUCAUUUCUCUAUGAUAUAAUGACUCCUUUUGAAAUGCUAGAAGAGGAAGAAGAAGAAAGCGAAACUGCAGAUGAUGUUGAUGGACUUAAAGAAAGAUCUUCUCCAGAGAGGACAUUUUCACCAGAAGAGGCAGAGCCACGGGCAGAGCUGGAGGAGCACGCAGCUGAGGGGCCAGAAGUCCAGAAUGUUGAAGAUGAAGUAAAAGAACAAAUUCAGUCCCUUCUCCAGGAAUCAUUAUACACAGAACAUGACCUGCAGCUCGAAGCAGACGGGCCAGGAGGAGAGCCACAGCCCGAGGUUGAGGACUUCCUCACAGUGAUUGACAGAGAGGACACAUUCGAGGCCCUGGAACCGGGGACGGUUCAUGAAGAGGCUGAAGAUAGUUACCAUAUGGAAGAGGCAGCAUCGCAAGACCACCCAAACGAUGUGGAAGAGCUGAUGAAUGAACUGGAAAACUCAGAUCCCGGUGAGGCAGUAACAGAGGCUGACGGGCUGCAGCCAGGCACAGAGGAAGUAACACACCAAGACUAUGAUGAACCAGUCUAUGAACAUCCAGAAAAUGAUGGGAUAGAGAUUUCUGAUAACGCUGUAGAGGAUUCCAGCAUAAUUUCAGAAGAAAUAAGUAUCCCCUCCAUGGAAGAACAGCAAGACACACCACCAGUUAAGAAAAAGAAGCCUAAACUUCUGAACAAAUUUGACAAAACGAUUAAAGCUGAACUUGACGCUGCAGAAAAGCUCCGGAAAAGAGGUAAAACUGAAGAAGCAGUGAACGCAUUUGAAGAACUGGUUCGAAAGUACCCUCAGAGCCCACGAGCGAGAUACGGCAAAGCACAGUGUGAAGAUGACUUGGCAGAGAAGAGGAGGAGCAAUGAAAUUCUGCGCAGGGCCAUCGAGAGCUACCAGGAGGCGGCCGACCUGCCUGAUGCCCCCGCAGACCUGGUGAAGCUGAGCCUGAGGCGACGGUCAGAGAGGCAGCAGUUUCUAGGUCACAUGAGAGGCUCUCUGCUCACCCUCCAGAGACUGGUUCAGCUGUUCCCUAGUGACACUACCUUAAAAAAUGACCUUGGUGUCGGAUACCUCUUGAUGGGAGACAAUGCCAAUGCCAAGAAGGUUUAUGAAGAGGUUCUGAAUGUGACACCGAAUGACGGCUUUGCUAAGGUGCAUUACGGCUUCAUCCUGAAGGCGCAGAACAAGAUAGCUGAGAGCAUUCCGUACCUGAAGGAAGGAAUCGAAUCCGGGGACCCUGGCACGGAUGAUGGCCGGUUUUAUUUUCACUUGGGUGAUGCUAUGCAGAGGGUCGGGAACAAAGAGGCGUAUAAAUGGUACGAGCUUGGCCACAAGAGAGGGCACUUCGCUUCUGUCUGGCAGCGUUCCCUCUACAAUGUGAAUGGUCUGAAAGCUCAGCCGUGGUGGACGCCGAGGGAGACUGGCUACACAGAAUUAGUAAAGUCUUUAGAGAGAAACUGGAAGCUCAUCCGUGAUGAAGGCCUCAUGGUGAUGGAUAAAGCCCAGGGUCUCUUCCUGCCUGAGGAUGAAAACCUGCGGGAGAAGGGGGACUGGAGCCAGUUCACACUGUGGCAGCAAGGAAGGAAAAAUGAGAAUGCCUGUAAAGGAGCUCCAAAGACCUGCGCUUUACUAGAAAAGUUCUCCGAGACAACAGGAUGUAGGAGAGGACAGAUCAAAUACUCCAUCAUGCAUCCUGGAACUCAUGUGUGGCCACACACAGGCCCCACAAACUGCAGGCUCCGAAUGCAUCUAGGAUUGGUGAUUCCCAAGGAAGGCUGCAAGAUCCGGUGUGCCAAUGAGACCAGGACGUGGGAAGAAGGCAAGGUGCUCAUCUUUGAUGACUCUUUUGAGCAUGAGGUGUGGCAGGACGCCUCCUCCUACCGGCUAAUCUUCAUCGUGGAUGUGUGGCACCCCGAGCUGACCCCUCAGCAGAGACGCAGCCUCCCUGCAAUUUAAAAGGAAAUGCCACAGACUUAGAUGGUCCCCAGGGAGACCACCUUUCUGGUCCUUUCUGGGUGUGGAUAUACAAGUUCAAGAGCCACGACUCUUCAUUCCCUUGCCUUCCGGCUGAAGACCUCUAAGGUUCCUUCUGGGUUAGAAACCACUGGAGGGAGUGUUUGCCUUACUACAAUUCAUUAGGAGGCCCCUUGCUCCACGGCACUCAGGAGAGCACAGAACUAGUGCCUGGAUUGAAGGGGCACACUUGGUUGUGUCUACAUUGCUGGCCAAAGAUAUUUUUCUACGUAGAAUAGUGUCUACGUCAAUGUAGACUGAGGAUAUACUAUAUGUAGAAACUGUGAAUGAAUCACUUGCAUUUGUAAUUUUUCUAUGCAGUUAUAUUUUUCUAGGUGGCUAAAUCGGCCUUUCACCAUCUACACCCAUGUGUUGUUGACAAGAAGUGUAAAUGCUUCACUUCUAACUGUUAAAUAGUAAUUUUCCUGGUAAAUUCAGACAUCUCCAUUUUGAAAAAAAUAUAUAUAUAUAUCACUUGUGAAGAAGACAACUUUGUUCUCCUAACAGGAAUGGGAAGUUACUCCAGGAUUAUGAACUGUGCCAACCCUCGGGUCUACCUAUGUAUCUUCACUUAGACUCAGUAUCUUUCCCUUUCUCUGUGCUGGUAAUGGAAAUGCCAGCAAGCUCUUAUUUCUACGAGCAACUGAACAAAGCCAUGGAAACAUUUCAUGUUGUGAUAGGAAAACACCACAGACAAUUGGGCUCGGAAAGAAGAUGUAACAGGCAAAUGAAAAUUCUCUGUCAGGAUCAGAUGGCCAUUAUUUUUUUGGGGGGGGUUCUUAUUUUGGUUUUUUAUUUGUUUGUUUGUUUGUUUUUUGGGGCCUCUUUGCCUUCUGUACUUCUGUACUACAGGGCCUAGAAUCUACAGUGUCUGCCUCCUGUAGAUCUGUUUGAGUGUCACAAAGCUGGCCUCCUAGUCUCUAAGAGUCCCCUCACAAUUUCAUCAAAGUGGGAAGUGCCCAGGAAAGCUAGGAUCCUUCCCUAAGUGUGGAUGGCUCAGCUUGUUUGAUUCUGACUUUGCAGAACUUUUCAUCUUCCUCACUCUAAAAAGCUCUCAUUAUUUUGUGUUCAAUUCGUGUACUACCCAUGAUAUGGGAAGAGCAGUAAAACGUCAUCUUGUGCCUCAAGGUGAUCAGUUCACUAGUUAAGCAUUACUACCUUUGAUUUUCUCUUUUAAAACUGAAGGUAACUCGAGUCUGAGAAUGUCGCAACACUCACGCACUGAUCUCUAAGCCCGUCGAACAGCAGUGCUGCAGAAAUGACACGAACUGCAGCCACACAGCUGAUAAAACAUAGAUGCCCUCUUUUCAUCCAGUGUCAAGAGAAGCAGCUUUCUGUACCUCAUUUAAAGGGCAAUUCUUUAACAUUGAAAUUGACCCCUUUUCUUUUAGCUUAAGGAUAUUAGCUUUUAGUAGGAAAGUUUACAAAAUAUGUGUCCAUUCUUAAAAUAGGUACUUGCUCCUUCUUAGCCAGUGUUCAAAAUUUCCUCUAAAACAGAUGGCGAAGGCAUGGCAGGAAAAUAUCAAAUCCUUACCAAAUUCCAGAAAAGAAAACCACCUUGUAGGAAGUAAGAAGUUAUGUGUGUUCUUCAGUGUUUAUUAAACAGAGGAACUUACUGACAAAAGGCGAUACAGUCCAGUGUUUGUGGAGUAACACGUGAUCAACUAUUGGGUUUGGUUCUCCUAUAUAUUACAUACACAUAAGAAAAUGCAAACAUGGGUUCUCAUUGUUAAACCAUCACCUUACAUCCAUGUAAUAAAGUGGUGGAGAUGAGCAAAAGUUAGCUUUUAACUUAGUAAAUAUAGCGUUUUUUAAAAUAAGGUUAUUACAGUGGGAUUCUGAAUAUUGCCACGUGAAAAGCCAGACCUACCAUCACUAUUAAAAGAGUUGGCAGUCAUUGACUCCAACAGUACUUUGAAAAGUACUUGGAUCCCGUUUUCAUUUUAUAAACCCAAGCAAUAAAACAUUUUCUAAUUCACUUUAAUAUUUCCUCUCUCUUCUGUCAUAAGAAUUUACUCCAGUGUCUUGGUAGACAUUUUUCAAGGUUGUUAUUUCAUGAUUCAAAAGGUCUAUAUGAAAUGAAUUGGUGUUUUUAUAUACUAUGAUGCAAUUGUUUGAGAAAUAUUUUAAAUUCUGUUUCAAUUUUACUUCUCCAAGGUUUUGGAACAUAAAAAUAGCUUCUGUUACUAUUCUCUGCCAAGAGAAAGAAAUAAGAGUACAGUAGAUCAACUAAGGAAUGUAUACGUGUAGAAUGUAGCUCGGAGCUCAAGAGGGGAACACUUUGCCUAGCUCGAAUGACAAGGCCCUGAAUUUGAUCUCCAGCACUGAAAGGAGUCAGGGAGGAAAGAAAAAUAGAGAGACAGAGAAAGAUAGACAAAAGAAAAGGGGGAAGAGGAGGCAAAAAGAAGGGGGAAUAAAGAAAGACAUGCAGACAGUGAAAAAGGCAAGAAUAGGAAAACAGAGAAGAGAAAGAAGAGGCCACAAUUAGCAAUAUUUUUGGCGGUGACUAUGGCUGGGUGGAAGUUGAAUUGGUUUUCUUUAGGUUGUUCAGCUAGCAAAUCAACCUACCAAAAGCUUAAAAUGUAAGAUAUUUUUCCUAAGCAUUCUCAAUUAAAGUUUUUGACAGGAAGCACUGUGGUCAUAUUAGUAAGUGCCUGUGUUGUACGGAUGCUGGAGAAGAAGUCUACAUAUACUCAACAGGGCCUUGGGAAUCAUGGCACAGACAACAUCCUACCCUUUGAUGGCUGUUUGUUUUCUGUCUGACUUCCUGGGAGCGGAGACCGGGGUCCAUUUCUAAGGAAAAUGGAUAAGGAAGUAGGUUGGUCUUUGGCAUUUCAUCUUGCAUUCCUGGUCUUCUUCAUUAGUUUGGCACUUACAUGCUGAGCCAUUCUUAAGGGUAUUUCUGUGAGAUUUGACUGUUUGUCACCUCAGGGCCUUUCAUCACAGGUAAUAGGAGGGUUGGGAAAAAAGGGAUUUAAUUGUUGGCACUUUUCUUUGCUAUAGGAACCCAAGAACUAACUUGAGUGAGCUCAUCAGUCACUGGUGUGUUUUUGUCAAAGAGUUGCUUCCUCUCUGUAGACAUUCCUCCAGAUGCCUACAAGGAAUCACUUUGCUAAGAUGAAGCAGCCAUUUUUAAAAACUGCCCGCACAUUCUUAAUAUCCAGUUCAUGUGGCCUCACAAACAAGGCGAUGUCAAAAUCAUUCUUGCAGGAUAUUUAAAUUAAAAACUGCAAAUAGCCAGACCUGUGAGAUCACACUCAUAGGCUGAAAACCUAGAUGCUGGUGAUGAGGUCAGGAAACAAGUCAAUAAAACUGAAAAUGGUUGUAGCUACUAUUGUCUUGGGGUUCUGCACUACAUUAAACUUGACAGUGUGUCUGCACAGUUUCACUCCAUUGCAUUUAUUUGGAAAUGAAGUUCAUCUUAAUUUGCAAAACCUGGAGAGGGUCCCUGUGUGAAACCCUUAGAGCAAUUCUUGUCCUAAUGUAUAUGCAGCAAAUUUAGGUUUUUUUUUUUUUCCCCCUUUUGUAAGUACAUCUGCUGCCAUAAAUAUGAGGGGAGGGAGAAUCCUUUCUACACGAAUGCCUGUCUUCAUUUCUCCAACCCCUCACAGUAAAACAUAAAUUAAUUAGUUAAAUGGAA